AGUGGCCAGGACCCGGGCAGUGUGAGUGCCACUGAAAAUCAGCUCGCGUGCCGCCUUUGGCACCUGUGCCAUAGGUUGCCUACCCCUGCUCUAGACCAUCCAGUUCCUUCCCCCUCCCUGCUCAAACCCAGGACCCAGUGCUCAUAAAAGUGACCGAGCUGCACUGUUUAAGCAGAGUGGAGAAAAUCUUCACACAGUCCACAUGCUGAACAAGGUUAAUUAAAUUCACCCCUUUGGAGGGUGUACUUUAUUCUCACAACUCAUCACAGUCUCAAACCCAGUCAUCCUCUGGGGUUCUGGUUCAUUCACGUUACAGUUCUCUCCUCAGGGUUAUUCUCCUAGUCACCCGUUUUCAGAGUUCUUGGUUAUUCACAGUUCAUGCUUCUAAAUGCAUGGUUACAGGAAACAUUCCACUCAAACAUCCUCCCCAACUUGGUCUGACUGUAAGUCUAGUAUGUUGCAAACCCCAGCUCUUCUGUUCAGACCUUCAGUCUCCAAAGGCUUUUACUUACUUUAUAUAAAGUGGAUUAAUGGACACAGUCGAAGCAUUGUUUUGGCACUAACUCACUUGACUUUUUAUCCAGUGUCAGUCGCUACUAAUGGAGGAUGUAUUAGGUGACGCUGCCAACUAAUUUGAGAGCCAAAUGAGAAAUGUGGUGACUUUUUUUGUUUUUGUUUUGAAACUGUCCCUUGAGAAGAACUACCAAGAAAGGGCAACCAGAUUGCAAAGCGGAAACUACAUCAAUGGUCUUUCAGCUUCCUAAGCAAAAGUUAAUCCUGGUGGGAGAAACUGGGAAGUAGGACGAAAGAGAGGAAAUUUUUGAGAAAACUACCAUUUGGUCUCUCUUGCUGUAAAAGUCUAAUAUUUAUAGUUUAUAAAGGCUAUUAAAAUAGGAGGAAAGACUUUUAGAGUUUAUUUCAUUGCUAUAAUAGGUAUUAAAUAUUUUUGGGGUGUUGUCAUGUGUGUUUCAUAUAUGUUAGGGCUUGAUCUUGUGCCUCUGGAAGUCAUUGAUAAUGCUCCCAUUGACUUAAGUGUAGAGGGUCAGACACUGAAACUUAUAUAAAUGGUCCAGCCAGUCAGUAUGGAUAUUCACAAUUGACUGGUAUGAAACUUGUGUACUGAUAUUUAUGUUUAGUAUCUCAUACAGUUUUCUGUUAUUUUACUAAUUUUGCAUUAGUGUUUUUUAAAUAAUCCAGAUUCUGCAGUGGGAACUUUGUUGUUGCUGAUUCCAUUGGUCAUUUUAUGAAUGAUCAUGUUUGAGUGAUUCCACAUAAUUUAAUGUUUGUUCUUUAGAUUUACAUUAGCGUAACUGAGAGGAGAAUUUGCUCCUAUAAUCAGUUUUAUAUUUACCAUAUUAUUUUCACACUCUCUCUCUCACACCACAAUAUGUGCAGUGCUAUUUAGUAGAAACCAUUUAAUUGUAGUAGAAAGAUUCAGCCUUUCAUACUUCAUUUUUCUUUUUGUAGCCUUUCCUUAGCGGGGGCUGCUCUCAUUUGCUCUUCUCUCAUUUGGGUAGGAUCUUCAUAGUUCAGAAGGCUGUCUUCAUACAGAUUGGCUGGCAGUGAGCUCAUAUAUUUAUGUAAUUUUUUUUUGCCUGGCAGCAGCAGAAGAGCACCAUAUAAUCAGCUCCCUCCGGUGCAGUCGAAUGCUGCUGUUGUUGAAGAGCCUUUGUCUUUCUUUGCUGGUCUGGCCACAUUAUGUUGGUUCUGCAGAAAUGUCAAGUCUCUCCAUUGUAUGAAUUAUGCUCUUGGGUAGGGCUGACGUCAGGAGGCAGUGGCUGAGCCUGGGUCUGCCUGCUGCUGAGGAUAUGUGCUGAAUUCACCUACAACAGCAGCGGAUUAACAGCAAGGGCUUGUCCUGCUGCUGACACAUGCAGUUACAUUCAUUGACUUGCAGGGGCUGAAGGACUGAACAGGAGGUUAGAGAGCAUUGAAAACACACCAAAGCCACAGUGACAGGAAUCGUUGAGGUUACAUCUGUGAAGCUACAUAUGGAAAUGGACAAAUAAAAAGCCAAACAAGCUGGUGAUUUAUAAAACAAACAACAUUUACAGCACUCCUUUCCAUUUUACUCUCCUUCUGCUAUUGGAGUUGAGAUCAUGUCUGUUCAUGUUGUAGCCUUUGGAAAUGAGAGAGAUGGAUUUUCUGAAGACAAUCAGCAAUCAAGUCUGAUCUGGACCUAUCUUGGGAGAAGUGCUCUCAUUUCAGAGACUGAAAGCAGUUUGCUGCUGAACUCUGCCAACCACAUUGGAAGCCCUAUGUUUACUGAAUAUCAAGCCUGUGUGUUUGGAAAUGUCAGACUGGUGGUGCAUGACUGUCCCCUUUGGGAUAUUUUUGACAGCGACUGGUACACCUCUCAAAAUCUUAUUGGAGGAGCUGAUAUCAUUGUGAUUAAAUACUCUGUAAAUGACAAAUCUUCAUUUCAAGAAGUAAAGGACAGUUAUGUUCCAAUGAUAAAAAGAGCAUUAAAUCAUUGUUCAAUUCCAGUCAUAAUUUCUGCUGUUGGUGCAAGAAAAAGUGAAGUACCUUGUACUUGUCCACUGUGCACUUUAGACAGAGGGAGCUGUGUUACUGCUUCUGAAGGGAUUCAACUCGCUAAAGAACUAGGAGCAACUUACCUUGAAUUGCACAGUCUCAGUGAUUUCUAUAUAGGAAAAUAUUUUGGAGGAGUGCAGGGACCAACCCGGCUACAACAGCACUGCUAAUGUCGUUCUGGAAGGUGGUGUUACUAUGUUGGCAGAACUCCUACUGUCAUCGUGCUAUGAGGCUGUGCUGUUAUAGCUGUACUGGAAAAGCAUUUGUAAUGUGGCAGAAUAUGUUGUCUUUGUGUUUUAUAUCAGGAUAGGUAAAGUGGUACUCUGUCUGUGGAUGAGUUACACUGGUAUUAAAGGUGCUUUAAAACUGUUUUCACAGUUGGAGUUGUACCAGUAUAACUAUUUAGGUUUUUUUUAAAAAAAGCUCUUCUUUGAGUGAUGUCUCUAUGGAUGCUCCACUGUAGGUGUGUCAGUGUCCCCUGUGUCUGGGAUUGGAAAUUUUACAUUAGCAAUGCCAGUUGGAUCACACAUGCGCACCUCCCCAUCUCACGCCGUGAGCGGCAUGUGUACAUACACCGCUGUGUGGACCAACCGCCUCGCAGUUCCUUCUUAACUGCCUUUGGUCUGGGAUGGAAUCCGCAGCAGAGCCCGCCUAUCCUUUGAGUUGCUAGAUAAUGCCUUACCUGUUAGUUUUAGUGUAGUUUAGUAGUUAAUUCUUUCCUUUAUCAUCCUCUCCCUUCAUUUUUUUGUUUCUUUCUUUUUACCCUCUCUGUUAGUUCAUAGCUUAACACUUGUUUUCCUGCUUCCUGCCCUUCCUGAUUGGGAAGCUUUCUCUCUCGUCCUUAUGCUCAGAUCUCCUGAGUUUAAGAGGUGCGUUUCCCAUCAGGAGGCCUUCCUGGUAAGCGAUGGUCACCCACAGUGCAUCCACUGCCCGGGAGAGGGACACGUCCCGCAGAAGUGUACCCAUUGCUACAGCCUGACUGCUAGGGCAGAAAAGAUCAGGACAUUUGGCUGUGUCUUCUCCUCGUGGAGAGAUCAUUGAGUACAGCAUUGUACCCUGGUCCAGAUGCUUCCUCCGUACAGUUCUCACGCUCUGCUAGCUAGUCCACUGAUCCUCAUUCGCCAAGUGCUUCUAAGAGCAAAUCUUUUCCCUGCGCUGAUGGGAAGAAACAAGCCCUCUCAUUGCCUACUGCCCACCAGAACACCAUUCCCUGCAACAUCAGUUUCAGAUAUGAGAAGUAGCUCUAGGGACUGCCAGAGUACUUCUGGUAUCGGAGCUAAGCAUAUGUCUAAAGACCCUAAAACGGGCAGACCUGCAGGCAUCAGCAUCGUCUCUCGGCACCAGAGACUGCAAUGCGAGACAUUCAAAAAUGGUGCUGACUGCCCCGACCAGAUCAACUUUGUGUGCCAUGGCACUGACGAAACCACUGGCACUGGCAGCUCUGUUGGCACUGACAUUGGUUUCGGCACCAACAAAACAUGCAACACUAGCCAAGCUCUCAGCACCAGUUCAACCUCUGGCACUGAGCAAACCCUUGGCACUGAGCAAGUCCUUGACUCCAUCUGCUGGCUGCUCAAGAGAAUGCACCUCUUCCUCAGCAUUGAUGCAUCUGCUGAUGGGGCUUCUCUAUCCUCUUCAGGAGGUCAGAUACCCUAAGGACCUGCUUGUAUAUGACCUGCUUGAAUCACAAGUACUCAGACAUAAGCUCCCUCCAUCUCUCUUCUCUUCUCUUCUCUUCUCUUCUCUUCUCUUCUCUUCUCUUCUCUUCUCUGGAGUGACAGCACUGCUCCGUUUCUCCUCCAAGGACGGCACUAACCUUCCCCAGCGAGGAAGAUGAGGAAGAAAAGGAAGACUAUGCCUCCUCCCCUCCCCCCCCUUACAUUUGGGACAGGCACAAAGCACAUCAUCUACACAUCCUCAUAGCCAUGACCCCCAACGACCCCAGGACAACCCCACGUGCCAUUCCCUCCACAUUAGCUAUACUGGAAUCCGUGGGUUGUAGACAAAUUGCAGUUUGGGAAGCCUCCCAUAGAACAAAGCCAGAGGCCUACAAAUUCACCAUCUCUAUCCAUCUCUUGAUCACCAGAGACUGAUAGCGGAUGAGGAAGAAGAACUGGAGGAGGAGGUUACACUGCCACUCUAUUUCUCCUAUUCUUCCCCAAUGAGGCUAUCAUCCCUCCAUCCCCUACGUCGGCCAACGACUUUAAACGCUUCCAGGAGCUGUUUCACAGUAUAGCAGACUCCCUCCAGAUUACUCUGGAGGAAGUGAAAGAAGAACAGCAUAAACUGCACAACAUUCUGCACACCUCCUCAUCCUCCAAAAUAGCCCUCCCUGUCAAUGAGUCCCUUCUUGACCUGGCCUACGUGCUCUGGCAGACCCCAGCGACCAUAUGCAAGUGGGUCAUCAAAAAAAUUACGUUACCCCACUCCAAAUUCCUUAGUUGUCAAUGCCGUGCACAAAAAGGGAUGCCAAUACCACCCUAGAUCCAUAUAGCUUUACAGUCCUCCUUGGAUUCUGUAGAUACUGCUGCCUGUUCCAUUGUGACUGCUGUAGUCAUGAGUCAGAUCUCAUAGCUGCACCUCUCUGGGCUCACCAAUGAGGUACAAACCAUCAUUGAGGACCUGUCCUUUGAGGGCCCCAAAUUACACUGGUCUACAAUUUUUGAGAAGUCGUCUGCUUCAGAGAUAAAAUGUGCUAUUUAUUAUGUAUUUUGAUGUGCUGAAUUCAAAUAUGACAAUUAAAACAACUGGCUACUGUU
This is a messenger RNA of Chrysemys picta bellii (western painted turtle), 5294 nucleotides long. The record is from RefSeq and is a predicted model, not a curated record. NCBI's taxonomy places the organism in Eukaryota, Metazoa, Chordata, Testudines, Emydidae.